AAAUUGAAAAACAAUUUCCUACUCUGGAAGAAUUAAUGGAAAAUUUGGAGCAACUGCCAGAAAAAAUAAAAGACGAUGUGCGUUUUUUUGGAGGAGGACUAAUUAAUCAUAAUUUUUUCUUUGCUCAUUUGGCUAAAUUUGAUCCUAAACGAAAAGAACACGAACUCGAAGAAAAAAUUAGUCCCGUCUUACUAAAUUUUAUCCAAGAACAUAAAGAAUUUUCUGAUUUAGAAAAGUUAAAAAAAAAAUUAGUAGAAAGUGCCUUAAAAGUAAAAGGGAGUGGCUGA
Paraglomus brasilianum is the source of this 287-nucleotide messenger RNA. Lineage: Eukaryota; Fungi; Glomeromycota; Glomeromycetes; Paraglomerales; Paraglomeraceae. The record is from the annotation of a GenBank genome assembly.